AUAAACACACGCGUUAACUGCCUGAACAACCAUUUUUUAUUGGAAUUUAACCUCAUUUUAUAAAUAUUAUUUUUCGAAUAUCAAUUUGACAAUUUUGUAGAGUUCUGUAAAAUUAGAUAAUGAAUAAUUACAAGAACGUAUAGAGAAAUAUAGUAGUGAAGUAUAGAAGCAUUUUAAAAAAACAAAUCUUAUUCCAGAAAUGAAAUAUUUUGUGUUGCUCGAUUGAUACACUAGUAUAGUAAAGUAAGGGAAAAAUUAGUAAUUUAAAAAAAAAAUAUUUAGACUCUAACUAUGAGUAUCACUACAAUUAACAAUAAAAAUAUUAUACAAAGAAAGAUUUUCUUACCUGAAGUUGAUAUUACAGUAUUACUUAUUGCAAUUCCAAAAAAUUGCCUACUCACAGAUAUAUAUCGAUCAACAAAACAAUUGAUUUAUACAACCAUUCAAAGCACUCAACAAUCCUUGUGUGAAUACAGUAUAUUUUUAGUAACAGAGGCUAGUAUUUUUGAUACAAAGAUAUUGUUAACUUUAUAUGAAGUGCUAAAGUAUAAGAUAAUAUAUUUUAUAGACUGUCUGUUAAUAGAUUUUUAUGAAAAAAAUGUAUUUCAAUAUAAUUUAAUAACAAUUCAAACCUCACAAAGAGUGCACUAUCAGGGUUUUUUGAAAUCAAACAGUAAUCUCGCUUGUAAGGAAAUCUUCAAAUAUCAAUUAAUACAAAAACUGUUAAUAGCUAUAUGCAAUGCAUUAUGGUAUUUCUAUGGAACAUGCAUAACUGAUAUGUUUUUGAUGCUAAAGUGCAGUAACAAUUCAAAUAUUGAUAGUAUGAACAGAAACUUUUGUAUAUGUAAUGUAGAAGAUACUAAUUGUAAUAUUGAACUCUAUAAAUUUAAGAUUCUUUUAGUAAUUCAAUCAAAACAUAUACAAAGAUACUAUAAUUUUCAAAGUCAUCUUUACCAAUUGUUGACUCAUCGAAGACAACAUUUACAGUAUGAGUCUAGUGAAACGUUGCAUCCACUACCAUGCAAUAACAAUUUCUUAUAUAGCCCGACUAUAUACCAAAAUUUUGAUUGUUGGAAAGCUGUAUGGAAUUAUUAUCAAAUUUUUUUUAGUAAUAUUUUGCUUACAAGUAAGAGUUUUCCAAAGCAGACUACUCUGACUUUUAAAAAAUCUGGAAAAAGAAGAUUAGAUUUUUUAAAAUAUACAGUAUCUGAAAUUAGAAGAAAACUGAAAGGUACUUUAUAUCACAAUUUAACAAAUAGAGUCAAUACAUUAGUAUCCAAUCAAGAUGUAAAUAGCAGUAAUACUACCUCUAAUGAUAAUAAAUCCGAGUAUGAAACUAUGGAAGUUCACAAAGAUUUGAAAAAGUAUUGGGUUAAACGUUAUCGUUUGUUUAGUAAAUUUGAUGAUGGAAUAAAACUCGACUACGAAAGUUGGUUUUCAGUCACACCUGAGAAAAUAGCUAUUCACAUUGCUGCAAAAUGCAAAAGCGAUAUAGUAAUUGAUGCCUUCUGUGGUGCAGGAGGAAAUACUAUUCAAUUUGCAAAUUCCUGUCACCAAGUGAUGUCCAUUGAUAUUGAUUUACAAAAACUACAAAUGGCACGUCAUAAUGCAAAAAUUUAUGGUGUAGAUAACAAAAUAGAUUUUAUUUUAGGCAACUUUAUCUGCUUGGCUGAAAGCCUCAUUGGAGACGUAGUUUUUCUAAGUCCUCCUUGGGGUGGACCAAAGUAUGUCAAGAAAAAUGUCUUUGAUUUGAAAGAUAUAAUGGAACCCUAUGGAGGAGAAAAAUUACUAAAGACUGCACAGAAGAUUUCCAGAAAUGUUGCUUACUAUUUGCCUAAAAAUAUUGAUACUUCACAGUUGUUGCAUGCUGCAGGUUCGGAGUCGAGAGUUGAAGUAGAGAAAAAUUUUUUAAAUGAUCAAGUUGUUGCAGUGACAGCUUAUUAUGGCAAUUUAGUUGAUAAAACUGUGUGAAGUUUUAAGUCUUUAUGACUACAUUUAUUGCAUAAUUUAUACAAACAUUUUUUGUGCACAGAAGGGUGUUUUAACUUCCGAUUGAAUCAGUAACAUUUGCAUAAAAUGAGAUACUAAUUCAAUAUACCACAUCAAAUGAAAUUUUAUAAAAAAAAAUCAAUUUAUAAGAUUAUUAGCAAAUAAAUAAUAU
Molecule: messenger RNA, 2161 nt
Organism: Phymastichus coffea
Lineage: Eukaryota; Metazoa; Arthropoda; Insecta; Hymenoptera; Eulophidae
Gene: Tgs1
Exons: 3
Coding region: 292-1971 (559 amino acids)
Biological process (GO): 7-methylguanosine cap hypermethylation; 7-methylguanosine RNA capping
Cellular component (GO): nucleus
Molecular function (GO): RNA cap trimethylguanosine synthase activity
Source: RefSeq, a predicted model, not a curated record